AUGAGUCGACGCAUUUCUGUUGUUGACCUCACUUUGUCACAGACAACGCCACUCGCGCUGCGUUCUUCACUUGAGGUCUCACCAACACUAUCUCCUUCAUCUAUCCGAUCUGACCGGUCAGAACCCUACUCCAUGCCUCGAGGAACCAAACGCAAACGCCGCCAGCCAGAUGAUCCUGAUGAUCAGUCCCGCCCCGGCACUCCAGAUGUUGCGGGGGUUCAGAUUGAAUCUAUUGACCUAACAGAUGUCACGGACACAUCAUCUUUCGCAAGAGCCCUGGCUAAAAAGCGUCCCGACGAAAUUCAAGCCCAGAGCCCAGAGCAGCCGGAUAAGCCCCAGGCCACACUGGCCGCAUAUCAGUGUCCGGUCUGUAUGGACCACCUCGAGGAUUCCACCACAACUUCCUGCGGUAAGAGACAAUCUCCGUACUCCGUAUCUGGUGAAGAAAUCACAUCUGACAAGCGUCUUCACAUCCCUCAGGGCAUCUCUUCUGCCACAAAUGUAUCAUCGAGUACUUGCGCUCUAUUGAAAGCGGGCGUUCUGAACAAAAUAAGCCAGCGAAGGGAACAUGCCCAGUGUGCCGGAAGCCUCUUUCAUCGAAGGAUUCAGGGACUCGACGAAGUCUGA
Messenger RNA from Penicillium diatomitis, 627 nucleotides. RefSeq lists its product as uncharacterized. The record is from RefSeq and is a predicted model, not a curated record. The coding region runs from base 1 to 627 and encodes 208 amino acids. NCBI's taxonomy places the organism in Eukaryota, Fungi, Ascomycota, Eurotiomycetes, Eurotiales, Aspergillaceae. The transcript has a single exon.